Oxyura jamaicensis (ruddy duck) is the source of this 12115-nucleotide messenger RNA. RefSeq names its product ring finger and CCCH-type domains 1 (gene RC3H1). Bases 317 to 3709 code for a protein of 1130 amino acids. The record is from RefSeq and is a predicted model, not a curated record. The transcript is spliced from 20 exons. Gene Ontology annotation, molecular function: metal ion binding. Lineage: Eukaryota; Metazoa; Chordata; Aves; Anseriformes; Anatidae.
UGGGGAGCAGGCAUGCGCGGCAGGGGAGGAAUGAGGAAGCGCUGCACUUGCUGCCAGCCCGGGGUGCACGGCAAAGUUUCAGAGAGCAAACAGGAGGGGGGGGGGGGGAAGCUCAACCCGUCAGAAAUACUAUUCUGGGCUUGUCGUGGUAGUGGUGUUCAUGGAGCUCCCCAGGCGGAGGUUAUGUUUCACACUAUGUGCUGACUGUCUGUACUUACAGAAGAUAUUUAAAAACAAACAGACUUUUUUUCAAAGAUUUUGAUUCCAGUGGAAUCUGUGCUUUAGAUUUUUGUCCUGUCAAUUAACUCCUGAAGCAAUGCCUGUACAAGCUCCACAAUGGACAGAUUUUCUCUCCUGCCCAAUUUGCACACAGACUUUCGACGAAACAAUCCGGAAGCCCAUCAGCUUGGGUUGCGGCCACACAGUCUGCAAGAUGUGCCUCAACAAGCUCCACCGGAAGGCGUGCCCCUUUGACCAGACCACUAUCAACACCGACAUUGAACUCCUUCCUGUGAACUCAGCCUUGCUGCAGCUAGUGGGUGCUCAGGUAGUUCCUGAGCAGCAGCCAAUUACUUUAUGUAGUGGAGCUGAAGAUACCAAGCAUUAUGAGGAGGGCAAGAAAUGUGUGGAAGAAUUAGCAUUGUACCUCAAACCACUCAGCAGCGCAAGAGGUGUGGGUCUUAACAGUACUACUCAGAGCGUUCUAAGUCGUCCUAUGCAAAGGAAACUUGUGACACUAGUUCACUGCCAGCUAGUGGAGGAAGAAGGACGGAUCAGAGCUAUGCGUGCUGCACGGUCGCUUGGUGAGAGAACAGUCACAGAGCUCAUUCUUCAGCACCAAAAUCCUCAGCAACUUUCUUCCAACCUCUGGGCUGCAGUGAGAGCCAGAGGGUGCCAGUUCCUUGGCCCAGCCAUGCAAGAGGAGGCUUUAAAGCUGGUUCUGCUAGCUCUGGAAGAUGGAUCUGCUUUGUCACGGAAGGUCUUGGUUCUCUUUGUGGUUCAGAGACUGGAGCCGCGAUUUCCUCAGGCUUCUAAAACUAGCAUUGGGCAUGUUGUCCAGCUUCUUUACAGAGCCUCAUGCUUCAAGGUGACAAAGCGUGAUGAGGAUUCCUCCCUGAUGCAGUUGAAGGAGGAAUUUCGGACUUACGAAGCUCUGAGAAGGGAACAUGAUUCCCAGAUUGUUCAAAUUGCUAUGGAAGCAGGUUUACGCAUUGCACCAGAUCAGUGGUCCUCCCUGUUAUAUGGAGACCAAUCUCACAAAUCCCACAUGCAGUCUAUCAUUGAUAAGUUGCAGACCCCAGCCUCGUUUGCACAGAGUGUUCAGGAAUUAACUAUUGCUCUUCAGAGGACUGGAGAUCCAGCUAACCUGAAUCGUCUUCGACCUCACCUUGAGCUCCUGGCAAAUAUUGAUCCCAGUCCAGAUGCUCCACCUCCAACAUGGGAACAACUGGAAAACGGACUGGUUGCUGUGAGGACGGUUGUUCAUGGCUUAGUUGAUUAUAUCCAGAAUCACAGCAAGAAAGGAACAGAUCAGCAACAGCCUCCUCAGCACAGCAAGUACAAGACAUACAUGUGCCGAGACAUGAAACAGAGAGGAGGAUGUCCCCGAGGAGCCAGCUGCACCUUUGCACAUUCACAGGAAGAGCUAGAAAAAUUUCGUAAAAUGAACAAGCGUCUGGUUCCAAGAAGACCCCUGAGUGCCUCCCUGGGCCAGCUGAAUGAGGUGGGCCUACCUUCAGGAGCUAUCCUCUCGGAUGAAGGGGGAGUGGACUUGCCCAACAGGAAAACCUCUGCUUUGCCAAAUGGAAUUGUGUCAUCAGGCAGCACAGUGACGCAACUUAUUUCUCGGGGGACUGACUCCGGUUAUGAAACUGCUCUGAAGCCAGGGAAGAUGGAUCAUCUGAGUAGCAGUGCCCCUGGAUCCCCUCCUGAAUUGUUGGAAUCUGUCGCCAAGAGCUCUAUUUCUGCCUUACCAGUGAACCCUCAUCCUGUGCCUGCUCGGGCACCAACAGAUCUGCCUUCAGUGUCUGUCACCAAGCAGUUGCAAAUGGUACCGCGUGGGUCUCAGUUGUAUAGUACUCAGCAAGCAGAUAUGUUUUAUCAGGAUCACAGAGGAGCUGCCCCACCAUUUGAGCCAGCACCAUACCAACAAGGAGUUUACUAUCCUCAGACCAUGUCUCGAUUUGUACGACCUCCUCCAUCAGCUCCUGAACCUGGUCCACCUUACUUAGACCAUUACCCACCCUACCUUCAGGAUCGUGUGGUGAGCUCACAGUACACGCAGCCACAGCAGUAUCCUCCUAUGGGACAGCCCAUAUAUCCACCACACUAUGACAGCCGUCGUGUGUACCCCCCUGUGCAGCCAUAUCAACGAGAGGAGAUUGUCCGAGGAAGCCCUGUGCCUAUUGAAAUUCCCCAAGCGGCUGUACCCUCCUACGUACCUGAAUCCAGGGACAGAUACCAGCAAACAGAGGGUUAUUGCCCGGUGGCUCCACAUCUCAGUCAGAUCAGACCUUCAUGCCACAGGCCUCAUCCCAGCCUGGAUGAACUUCACCGACGAAGGAAGGAGAUCAUGGCCCAGCUAGAGGAGAGGAAAGUGAUUUCUCCACCUCCUUUUGCACCUUCACCAACCUUGCCUCAUCCUUUUCAUUCAGAGGAGAUUUUUGUUUUUGUACAGUACUUGGAUGAAGACCUGAAGGUAGCUGGGAAGUACAAAGGAAAUGACUACAGCCAGUAUUCUCCCUGGUCCUGUGACACCAUCGGCUCCUACAUUGGAACCAAAGAUGCAAAACCCAAAGAUGUUGUGGCAGCAAGGAGCGUGGAGAUGGCGAAUGUAGAUAGUAAAGCCAUGCGUGACCAACGACUGGACAUGCAGAGAAGAGCAGCAGAGACUGGUGAUGAUGACCUCAUUCCAUUUGGAGACCGACCAACUGUGUCGAGAUUUGGGGCUAUCUCUCGUACUUCCAAAGCGAUGUACCAGAAUUCUGGUCCCAUGCAGGCCAUGGCGGUUCAGGGAGCUUCCACCAAAUCGAUGAUUUCAGACUACAGUCCUUAUGGAACUCACGGUGGCUGGGGAGGCUCUCCUUAUUCUCCCCAUCAAAAUAUACCUUCUCAGGGACGUUUCAACGACAGGGAGAGACUGUCCAUGUCAGAUGUGGCUGGUCAUGGAAAACAGUUGCCUUCAGCUGAGCGGGAGCAGCAGCUGCGCAUGGAGCUGCAGCAAGUGGACCACCAGAUUAGCCAGCAGACACAAAUGCGAGGACUAGAGGCUGGUAGUAACAGGCUGCUGUUGCAGAGGGAGGCGACUACCCUGGCAGGCCAACCACAGCCCCCACCCCCACCUCCCAAGUGGCCUGGGAUGAUCUCAAGUGAGCAGCUGAGCUUGGAGCUACACCAGGUGGAAAGGGAAAUUGGGAAGAGAACCCGUGAGCUGAGCAUGGAGAGCCAGUCUUCGUUGGAUAUAAAAAACAAACUGGGCACCACUAAACAGACAGAAAAUGGACAAUUAGAACCGCAAAGCAAGGUUCCAGCUGAUGACCUCACACUAACGUUCAGCAGUGAUGUUCCAAAUGGAUCCGCCUUGACACAAGAGAACAUCGGCCUCCUGUCAAACAAGACAGCAUCUCUCAGCCUGUCAGAGGACCCAGAGGGAGGAGGAGACAACCACGACUCCCAGAGAGUGGGAGUUACGCCCACAUCUGCUCCAUGAAGUGAGGCCAGCAUACCCCAGAGUUACUUUUGCUGGGGUGUUGGUAGCUUCCAUCACGUUUUUUUCCAGGGGUGAUUGGAGAAACCCAGGAGUAACAGCAGUAGCAGAGCAGCAGGUCCAGAGGCAAUGUGCACAAACACAACUACUAGAAACAAAUCCUGCACAUAGUUCACAUUAACGCAUUUUUUAAUUAAAAAAAAUGAAAAUUAGCAGUAUCUGCAAGCGAUUCAAAUUAAAUUUGUUUUUGUUCUGUGAAUGAACUUUAUUUUAAUAACUUUGGACGCCUUGGGUCCCAGGGCUUAAAAAAAAAAGAUAUUAUAUAUAUAUACUCUGUUUGAUUAAUUGUAUGAUCUUAAUGAAGUAGGUUUUUCUUUUAUUUUGGUAUUAUUACAUAGCCAGUGCAUAGUUCCUUAUCACUUUAAUUUCUCAACACAUAAAACAACCUGGCCACUUCCUUGUACGAUCUAAGAGUAAGCAAGGAAUGAGGGUUGGAGAGUAGCUGUGAAUUGCAGUGUCAAAAGAUGUGCAGCAAAUUUAAUUCUUAAAAUAAAUCUUCCCCUUGUAGCUAGGAACUGAACCCUAGGUUUUGCGAGACUUAUUCUUGUUUAAAUAAUUUAAAUUGAAAAUACAAAUGACAGAAUCUUUUCAAUGCAACCAGUGCAGUCCACAGUGUAAGCCCCAUCACAGCAUGUGUGAUUAAAAUGAGAACAAAAGAAGUGUCCAAUACACAUUAUUUUAUUUAAAGGUUGCUGGCAUAUUGUUUUCUGUUGGGGCUAAGGAGAUCAGCUGAACGCAGACUGAUCUACUACAACAUGGGUAUUUCUGAAGCUGGUUUGCUGGGGCUCAGGCUAGAGAGGCUUAAGUAACCAGUGAAGGUUGUGCAGCACAAGCAAGGCAGAAUCUCUAGAAAUAGCAAACAAAGAAAACAUAAGGCUGUGCAGUUGCUGGAAGGGUGUUAAUGGCAGAUGAGUUGCUCAGCUGUGCUGGAUCAUCCAGCAUUUGUUGCUUUGUUGUCAUUUUUGUUUUGUUUUGUUUGUUUGUUUCCCAUUUUCAUUGGGCCUUUAAAAUAAGCAUACCCAAAAUCUGUACAAUUAGGUUAAUGCAAAGGGACUUCCUGACCUCUGCUUUUUGAAACAGAUCUUUAAAGUGUGCCGCCCUCUCAGCAACUCUUGCCUUUGUUAUUUCUUCACUGCUAUUUAAUUACUACCAAAACAUCAUAAUUUCUUCUAUGACCUGAUUUUCUUAUUUCUGUUCAAUGGCACACCAGUUAAUUAGUUGUAAUGCUGUUGUGUGAGCCUUGAUUUGUGCACAUAAGUGAUAGUAAUCUUUCAAAAACAGAUUUUUUUCUCUUAAGGUUUCCAUUGUUUAGGGUCUGUGUGUAUCAAAAUCAGACGCCUCAGAAUCAAUUUGCAGGUUAUCUGUCACCGCUGCACUGAGUCUUUCCUAGAUUCCUGUUUCACAGGAUCAAAAAUGCCAUGUAAGCUUCAGCAUUGAUCCUGUCAGUAACAGUGAAAAGCAAGUGUGGCUUUUUAAGCGUAAGUUGGAAAAACUGUAAGGCUUCCUAGAUCUGUUUUCUUUAAAAGAUGGAUAAAAAAAAUGUUCUUGCUGCACAUUUUUUUGACUUAUCUGCAUGCACUGGGGUGAGACCCUGUAUACAAAGAGUUCUGUGGAGAUUAAUUUUAAAAUGCUGCUCCCUCUGCAUCUUCUUGGCCCAUUCUCAUUUUUUUUCUUUCUGGGUUAGACUACUAAAUCAGAAAGCACUGGUUAUGUAAUAAAUUACUGCAUUGCUUUGGUUGGGUAAAGCAAGAGUUAAUAAUUUUCUUGGUUUUUAGUUUUUUCCUUAACCUUAACUCCUGCUGAGGUCAUAGCUACCUUGGGCUAAGCUUUGCAUUCAUCAUACUGUUAAAUAAAACAAAAUGGGGGGUGGGAGGGGAUACAGUCCCACUAUUGCCUACCAGUAGGAGAGUCCAAACAGAAGACUCUUUUGAGUAGCAAUUAUUUAAUUUGCCCAGUCAAGGCACCGCGUUUGUAUACUAUUUCACAUUGAAUUUGAUUAUGCCCUACAGACCUGGCUGGUCAAGGAUUUGAUACACAUAUUGGCUUGGGAUUCGAGCUUUCUUUUUUAUUUAAAUAAAAAUUUAUAUAUAAAUAUAUAUAUACAUAUAUACGUAGUUAUAUCUGUAUAUAUAUUGGGUAUGUUUUAAGAAUUUUUUCGCAUGAGCGCAGCUGUUGUGAUCAAAUGUCUGGGAGGUAGAAGCACUGAAUGAAAAUAAAGGCAUUUUUCAGCACACACCCCCAUUCUCCAUAUGUCUUUACACAGGUUUAUUUCUUUCUUAGUUGAACUUUGGCCUCUUAACUGCUAAGAGUAGUUUUGAAGCUUGCUUUUUUUUUUUUUUAAUCCCUCUCUAACUUUCAGAGAAGAAUCGUCUUUGCACUAGAACAGCUUCGCCUGCCCCCGUCCAUCCGUCCAUAUCUCCUACCUGAAGCCUAGCAUUCCAGCUGCUCCCUUAAGAGCCGAGCAGAACUGGGCUGAUGCAGUUUUGAGCCUGUCAGGUCUGUUCCUCCCUUUUCUGCCCUGGGCUUGGUGAUGAGUAGCGGGUUCCCCUGGCAGCUCACCACUCAGCUGCCACGGGCACCGUGCUGCGUUCUCCCAUCUUUAAGCGCAGAGCACCACCCUCAGGUCAGCCGCCUCCUCGUUGGUUUUAACUCUUCCUGCUGUGUCUUUAUUAACACAGGGAGCUCGUUUUAGCUGAGAUAAUGAGUGCAAUAUUCGCAUCUAGGAGGACAAGCCCAGAAAGUACCUUUUCUUUGAUUGCAGUGUUUUUUUAUGUAAACUGAAUUCAGUUAUGUAAACUGAAUUUUUAAAAAUGGUUAUGAUGAGUUUGAAACUACAGAUUCAUUUUCAACACUAGGAAGAAAAAUGUGGAGGGGCAAAAUACUUUUCACCUUUUUAUUACUUGUGCCAGCUAUUUUCCUUUCCUGAUUGUGUUACCUUUUUUUCCCCACUUCUGUCCACUUCUGCUCUUGGGAGGUAUUCUAUUAAUAGUGAAGCUAGUCAGAUUGCCUUUGCUGGCCUACAUAUGGUGAAUGCUUCCAAAACCUGUGGAUUAGAAGGGAGACCUUACUGUUGUUUUUUUCCUUCGUCCAGCUGUCCGUGCUGUACUUUGUGCAUAGUGUCCUUGUUGUGAUCAAUGUGUCCAGGUGAAUGGCCUGUUUGCCCAGUAUUAUAGUUCGGCUUGUUAAACAGUUUGUUUAAUAUCUACCAACAAUAUUGAUUUUUGGCUUUGGGUUUUUACCCCUCCUCCUGCCUUUUCCCUGCUUCCCUGGAAAAGUUGAGUUGACCAAAGUCAAAGAGUAAAAAUACAAUGCAUGCUUUUAAGUCUUUCUGAAAGCUGCACAUAAAAUUUUCACUUUUUAUGAAAAAGCAUGCUAGCAGCACUGAUAGUGCAUGUCACGUAAGCAUUUGUGGUUACAGCACUUCUGGAGCAACUCGAUAUUGCUAGGUCCUACCACGGCCCCGGCUGUACAGAAAUACUGUCUACCUCAGUGAAAUUGGUCUCACCUAGGCAGUGGCUCAGUCCCUCCUUCUGAGGCAAGAAGUAACAAUGCUACAAUACCGUUAGGGCACUACUGCAUCAUUUAGUAGGUGGGCUGAAUUUUGUACUGCAGUAGACACCUUUGAACACGUGUUGAUACCUGAGUUUCAGCCCCAGCAUGGACAAACCCCUCAGAAUGGGAAGCUUCAGGUGUUAGGUUAAGCUUUAGUAUGUCGAACAGGGAUUUGGUCAUUAUAGAAGUGGUUCAUUUUAUUCUGUAGUGUUAUUUUCCUUCUUCCCUUGUAACCAUCUCUGCUUCUUAUGCCCUAGUUCUCUAAACAGGAGAAAUCUCCACGUUUUCAUCUGCCCCUUUUGUGUAUUGGUGUAUCCUGUCCCAUUUUAGAGUAGCCUUUUUUUUCUAGAUCAGAGCACCUUUCAAAACUUGCAGCACUGUUGUCCUUUUUCUUCUCAAUUUCUUUUGUCUAGUUUCCUCUGAGCCUUAAUCUCUCCCUUUUGUCUGUACCUUCCUUUCUUUCCUUCUGUGGCUUUCCCAUUCACCCUCCCUGGUUGUGUAACAGUGACAGCUUGCUGCCUCAAAACAGAGCAUUCAAAUGAAUUCGCUUAGCCAAUAACUUCUGUGAAGUUGCCUUUUCUAAUGGUGUUAUUACUCAGUGAUGCACAAAUGUGAUAUUGCCCCUACUGGUAGGCAAACGGGGGAUCUGUAUAAACAUGGUAAACUGCUGUUUUUCUUUAAAGGAGAGCCAAAGACUUGUGCUUUACACUUUUUUUUUUCCUGGUGUAGCCAUUUGAUUGUCAAAUCUUUGUAGGGUUUUGUGAGUUGACUGUAUUAUCCUAAUAGAAUUUUUUAAAGUUCCUGAUUGUCAAGCCUUAUCCAUGCAUUGAAUUGUGGAAAAUCAUUCCAUGUAGUCAUGCAAUUUGCAAUGUACUGAGAUGUAUCUGGGGUAUUCUGACAUGUUUUUAGUCUCACGUGCACUCCCCCAGCUGAUGGAGUGGCUCAUUUAGAGAGGGAGAAGGAACAGAAGUUUUAUAUUGUUAAGGAAGCCUUGUCUUAGUUUAAAUCUAAAUAGACUUGAAUACUGCUUUUAAACCUCUUCAAUUACGGGAAAGGAUAAAUUUGUGGUGCAGAUGUGACUGUUAAGCCCAUUGGAACUGAAAAGAUAUGUCAAUCUACCAUUACAUUAAAUUAGAUGUGGAAGAAGCAAACUCGUAUGAUGACAUUGUCUCAUGACGGCAAGAAUUGAGUAAGGUGGGGCAAAUUCUUCUUUAGAAAAGAUUAGGAGUGAAGCUUUUCAUUAAUAAUACAAAAAGUCACUUGCAUUUCCCUUCCUUCAUAUAACUUAAACUCCUGUAGACCGUUAAUAAGGUUUUUGGGUUCAGAGAGGAAUCUGAGUAGCAUAAUUGCUUAUUUCCAUUUAUAAUCUGGACUAUAAUGAAGUGGGUUAUAGGGCAGUUUCCUGAAGAACCCCAGUACAAACUAGCUGUUUCAGACCUGCUUGUAUGGUCCAAGAAAUUCAGUGCUAAUAAUCAGGAGGCUCAACAGCAGGAGUGCCAACUCAUCUUCUCUGUUCUAAAGUGGGAAACAAACAAAAAACACAUCAGCAGUAUGCAAGUUUGGUGUAUGUCUGUGUGCUUGAAGAAGUAUUUGUAGUCUUAGAAUACCUAGAAGGAACACAGGAAGGCUGACUGUGGCAUGAUCUUACUGUCAUACUCAAAUUUUGUCACGUUUAGAAAACACGCACUUCCAAUGCUGGUAGCACUGACUUUUUUUAACAAAGUGUGUCAGCAACUUAAUGUUUUGUAUGAUAAUAGACCAAUUUCCCUGGACAAAAAAAAAGGAAACAAAAUUCUUGAGUUGUCUAAAUAGGAAUUUGGAAAUGAACUGAAAGAACAUCUGCCUUGUUUGCAUGUAAACUCUGCAUUUGAGGAAAGUGAAACAGCUCUUCUGAGCCACCUCCUAAGGUGUGGCCUUGGUGCUAGAAGUCAGGUGGCUGGUUCUUGCAGUAUGUGAGCACACAGGCCAUGUAGCUCAAAUUGAUCUUUCUCAGAUCAAAUAUAAUCUAAAAUAUCCAACCUCAUUGGGGAUUCUCUUUUUCAUACUAAACUGUUAUCAACUGCAUUAUUUCCUACUGAAAGGAGGAUGAAAGAGGCUGAAAAAGUAAGUUCAAGUUACAUAAGUAAGCGAUUUGGGGGGAUGUUAUCCCAGUCGAGUCUGUUUACACAGUUAACACGUGGUCUUUAUCCUUGUGUAGGAAGAAGAAUGUAGCUGUUCAGUGUUGUCACAGUCUUCAGGGCACUUCUUGUCAUGCAGGUAGAGCCUUGAUUAGCAGGGAAAGGAGAGCAAACUUAAUAAUGAUUUUUAUUUUUUUUUUAAAUGGCAAGUGUAAUAUUCUGCAGAAACUCUCUGAAUACUAUGGUAAGUUAAGAGGGUGCAGCUUUUUCUGGAAAUUCCCAAUAAAAAGAGCAUGUGGGAAUUCAGAAUUGUCUGUAUCCUCUUUCUGCGUCAGAAACAUCCCAGUCAUUUGAAGCUUAAAAUAUGUGACCACAGUAAUAAAAAUUGAAUGUCUGUAGCUUAGUAACCUAAAUAAUUCAUUGUUUUUCCCAGGCAAUCCUUGCAAUUUCAGUGAGUUUAUGUAUGAUUUCAGUGCAGAUUGCCAGGUGUUCAACAGUUUGGAACGUUCAGGUACCUAACUUCAUCCAACAAAGUGAGUAUCUUCGGACAUACAGGUUGGAAGUUUUCAUAUUCCAGGAAACAAAUGGAAGUUUUAGGAACACAUCAGUUUCAGUUUAAGAAAACACAGUCUUGGGAAAGAUAGAAACAAUAGGUGGUGCAGUGUCUCUGAAAAUACUUCUUUAAAAAAAAAGAGAUGAUGGGAUUACACAUGAAAUGUAUAUGGGCAAAAAUAUAUCUGUAAGGAAAAAAAAUCUUGUGGAGUAUUUGAUGUUUAAGAAAUUAUUUGCUUCUUUGUAAUGUUAAAUGAUAUACUAACUCUGUGGCAGACAGUACUCACAAGUCUUUGGCAUCCAAACCAGGCUGUGUACUGGAUGGAUCCCACAACUGGACGUGUGCACUGACCUCUUUAUUUCUAGCUUUUUAAAAUGUAACUUGGUAGCAGCACUUCAUAAAUGUAUAAAGCAACUAGAGACAGAAGAGAACACUGUUCACAUCGCAGCUGCUGCAGUUUACCAAUUGGUACCUUUAAUCCACAGCCUCUCCUAAGGGAAGCUGCUCUAACAUGGGCAAAUCUAGCACACCAAAUGAUUUUGUUUUUCUAAUUUUAAGAAGUUCCUGUUACCCCUUUGGCCUCUGCUUGCUGUGUAAACAGCCUCUAUGCUAAGAGAAGCUUUCCCUGAAGUCAGCUUAGCAACUGUACUGGAGCUUGAUUAUUUUCCCUGUUUUCUAUAACUGGUAGCAUAGUGUCGAGAGCUCUUUCCCCAUUGUAUUUGUUGCUAUGGGGAAGAAGAGGUGAGGCAAGGCAUGUGUGGGAGGCGGGAGGAAGUGUUGGGGGUUCUGUUUGGUGAUACCCCCCCCCCCCCCCCCCUUUCAGAUCAUCUGCUUCCAGUUGUGGGAUUUCUCUAUAGAUGACAUUUUUUUUCUCCUGUUUUUGUAAGCCUAGUUUUCUUUGAUCUUAUUAGUUCUGUACAAGUCUCCCCGAGACAUUCUGCAGUCAUUAUCACCUUUUUGGGUGGAGUUUAUUUUUUGUUUGGUUGGUUGGUUUUUUAAAUAACUUUUUAACAUUGGUGCAUAUAUGCUUGGGAUAGAGCUCAUGUAAUUUUCCAAUCGUAUUGAUUGUAUGUGAUUGUGCCCUGCAGAGGUAUAUUUAACAAAAAAAUAAAAUGGAUAGUCUAGGUAAUAAAGGAGACCGUGAGAUUUGUUGAGUCAGGUUAUGAACUAUUUCUUGAAUUUAUUUAGGAUAUUGGAUAAGUGAAAUUCCCUGUCUGCUGUUCUCAUAAGUCAAUGCUAAACAAAAUGUCAUUAUUUCUGUUCAUUGAACUGGUUCUUUUCUUGCUUUUCUCCUCCUCUUGCUGUUUUCUUCCUUUCCUGCUGUUCUUCCCCCAUCCAAAAAAAGAAAUAUCUUGAGCCUUACGGGGAUGGCUGACUGUUGGAAUGAUGUUGUGAAUAUGUAUUGUUGUAACUACCAGAACACUUUUAGUAGGAGUAGAGAUUAAGUAGGAUGUAUGAGAAGAAUUCUGUAAACUGAAUUCUUUGCAAGUUCAGGGGAAAUUUGAAGCCUUGUACAUACAGGUCUAGUCGUGGGGAGACACGGAGGCCUGUAAGGCAUUGAGAUGUCUUUCCUUGAAACGUUAGAGGCUUUGCUGCCCGUUGGAAAGUCUCUGAGAUGACAAAAAGAGUAGAAGAGUUUGCUCUGACUCCCUGUGUCUUUACUCCUGCAAUAGACUUUUUAAAAUGUGAAAGAAAAGCCUUUAGGUAUUGUGCUGAAGUGGGACAGAGCAGAUUGAAGGAGGCAAAAGGCAAGAGGAUCCAGAGAUCCGAAAGGCAGAGUUUGUCUCCUUUCUUUUUUAACCUGUAGAGCCAACGGUGUUACUUCUUGCUAAAGAACGAGGAAGUGGAGGCCUGUUGUGUGUGCAUGGUGGUUAUGUAGAAAAAGCCAUAUGUCAAAAUGUGAUUUCCUUUUCUCUCUUCCCCAUGUUUUUCUCCCUCCUAAAGCUGACUCAGCCUCACCCUGCUUCCACAUAGUGUGUAAGGGUCCUUUGAGUUGCAGAUUCAACAAACAAAUACUCUGAGUGGAAAGGUGGUGAUUCGCUACUUGGUUUGUAAAUAGAUGAAAGUGUCUACAAGGUCUUAUCUGCUUUUCUGUCAGCGUUUAUAUUAAAUGAUAAAUUAAUGGUG